GCUCCUCCAUCGGGGCCGGGCCGGCGGAGCAGCCCCGAAGUUUGCGGAGCGGCCGGCGCCGAGGCCAUGUGGCUGCUGUGGCUGCUGCUGGGCUCGGCGGCAUGUUGCAGAUUUCAGUAGAGCAAGGACACCUUCCUGGUGCACUGGAAUCAAAGCUGGUGUGGCUGUAUGCUGGGUGGGAGAUAGCCAGCUGCUGCCUGGGAACAAUUUCACAAAUGAAUGCAACAUACCUGGAAACUUCAUGUGCAGCAACGGGCGCUGUAUCCCAGGGGCCUGGCAGUGUGAUGGGCUGCCAGAUUGCUUCGAUGACAGUGAUGAGAAGGAAUGCC
Molecule: messenger RNA, 329 nt
Organism: Lagopus leucura (white-tailed ptarmigan)
Lineage: Eukaryota; Metazoa; Chordata; Aves; Galliformes; Phasianidae
Product: very low-density lipoprotein receptor-like
Exons: 3
Molecular function (GO): protein binding
Source: RefSeq, a predicted model, not a curated record